This is a messenger RNA of Menidia menidia (Atlantic silverside), 3680 nucleotides long. NCBI's taxonomy places the organism in Eukaryota, Metazoa, Chordata, Actinopteri, Atheriniformes, Atherinopsidae. The record is from the annotation of a GenBank genome assembly.
UCGUCAUAAUCUUAAAGGCUUUUAUAUUCCUGAAAUAACAUUUUCUCUACGUGCGCUUUGAAACCAACUCCCGUGCGUAAUUACGCAUAUGGUGGCUUUUUGACCUCUGUUUACGAAGUGAGUGUCAUUUUUGUUAGAAUGCAUUUAUUUGCAGGGGAGCUCGCUUGGCCACGGGCAGAGUUUGUUGAACACCACCCCCUCUUCUCUCUUUCUCUCUUCAGCUGCCGCGAUAUUUUCCAGCUCUGGAGCCUCAACCGCACAGCUCGAUCGAUUCGCAUUGAUUGUCCCUGACGAGCUGCUCCACUUUCUAGCCAAUGUCAGCCAGUCUGCGAUCGGGAAGGAGAGAAAUGAAGGAAAAUCUCUGCCGCCCUGGCGGUGUCAUUUCCACACACUUGGGUUGGCCGCCUGCCAGCAGACAGGACAGUCGAAAGAAAUGGAGUGGACUUUGGUUUUGAGCGAGAGGAGGAGGAUUUUUGUCUGCUUUGCACGGUAUCGUUUGUUCUUUAUACACAUUUGCCGAUAAUCUUGGUCCACUUGGAUUAUACUUCCACUACCCAGCAGCAUUUUUCGACGAAAAUGUCACUCUUAAAAGCACAAGUUAGUUACAGACUAAUGCGUUCACCCCACAUCGCCUCUCAUCGGGGCACUUUUGUGCCUUAAACUAUUCGGAUAUUGUGUAAGAAAAACUUGAACGACCACUCCAACACAAUGUUACAGGACAUAAUGUCGUUUUGUUUAGCUAUCCCCCCAUAGUUUAGUUUCGAAACACCCCCUCAGCUGUCCUGAAAUCAGACCGAGCCGCUCUCUCGCCGGGCGUGCGCCUCGCGCAAAAAAAAUCCAGUUCACUUUUUCCGCGGAGCUCCAAAAAUCUAUGAAAUGUGUUUGCAUGUUCCUCUCUGCAAGCGGGGAUGUAGAGGUGGGAUUGCAAGGACCGAGAAAGCUCGGGGAACCCACGCGUUCAGACGCUGAGAAAGUACUCUUUUCCAGAAUAACUUACGGUAAAAGAAAAAAAUAUUUCCACAAUUGUCAUCAACAGUCAGACACUCCGCCGGAUUGUGUUUUCGGAGAAGAAGCCGCUUUUUCUGGCCCCUUUCCUAUUUUUUUUGUGGUCACCAUUCGGCAGGGCAGGCUGAGAUACGGACCGCUCGGACUGUGGCAGCAGCCCUCCCGUCUGCUCGGAACUGCUUUGUCUCCCGAUGGCCCCAAAACCAAGGCGGAUGAGGGCUGAGCUGUAGUGAGGGCAGAAGGCUUCGGGGGCCUGCCUGUCAUUGGCCGGCUGAUUGGUCCAUUUAGGUGAGGUACCACUCUCACCGGGGCGAGGAACGGACCGACAAAGAGCUCUUCCCCCGCUCACCCCCUGCCCCCCUUUCCACCCUUACCCCCCAACCCAGGAACGAACGCUCUGGACCAUGUCUAGCAGGCUGUCGGAGGGGGCUCAGACGGAGGACCUGGAGCGGAGUAGCUGCAAACCGGACUCUCCUGUGGUAGAACGCAGGAACCGCAGCGGCAUCAUCAGCGAGCCCCUCAGUAAGAGCCUUAAGAACUCUCGCACCCUCUCCCAGUACACAGCGGUCUCCUCCGCCACGACCAAUGGACACACGGAUAGCAGCGCGGCGAAGAGCCACUCGGCCAAAGCGCAGCCGCCCCCGCCGCCCCAGCCCACGGUCUCUGCGCUGACCGCAGCCAAGCUGGACCGGACCCUGGAGCAGGUUCUGGAGGGACAGAAUGGCUUGCUGCACUUUGCACAGGCGGCAGCGCUGUUAAAGAGAGCCGGCAUGGAGCACAUGCUCCUGCCCGGGGGCAUGGGAGUGGGAGUUGGCGGUGGAGACGCGGGCUCGGGGGCGAGCGACUUGGAGGGUACGUCUGUCACGGAUGCCGUAGGUGGCCCUGUCGACUUCCCAUAUGGAGUAGGAGGUGGCUUCCCCUUCAACCCGGGGCUUUUCAUCAUGACGCCGGCUGGAGUGUUUCUGGCGGACAGCGCACUGCACAUGGCCGGCCUGGCCGAGUACCCCGCACAGAGCGAGCUGGCCUCCGCUAUCAACUCCGGUAAAAAGAAACGGAAACGCUGCGGCAUGUGCCCGCCGUGCCGACGGCGGAUUAACUGCGAGCAGUGCAGCAGCUGCCGAAACAGAAAGACAGGCCACCAGAUCUGCAAGUUUCGCAAAUGUGAGGAGCUGAAGAAGAAGCCCUCUGCUGCUCUGGAGGUGAUGCUUCCUACAGGAGCGGCGUUCCGGUGGUUCCAGUAGGACUCCUCCUCCACUCCCUACCCAAAGCUCUGCCAUCAAGUGCAAUGCCAACCUCCUGGAUUGUCUCCGGAACAGACACUGGUUAAUAAACAAACUAGCAACAAAUACGAUUAUAGAAAGAAAAAAACAUACAAAACAAAAAAGAAAGCCGAAAAAAUAUCAGUCAGAUAAUGGAUGCACCUACUUAUUCCUUGAACCAAAAAUGAAGCAUAAAGAAAAGCAUCUAUGGCAACUUUCAUUCCCUUUUCUAUGUUUCCAUUUUGGUACCUUUUGUCCUUUUCCCAGCUGUUUUUUUCUGUCGCUUAAACAUGGAACUGCUCAUUGCCAGAAACAGAAAUGAUGGACUGAGUGUGGACAAUCAACUUAUUUCUGUGUUUGGUGUUAAUGUUGUUCAUGUGUGGAAAGAAACAGUACUUGUGUAGAGAAUGUAAAUUUACAGCUAUAUUUUAAAACUAGUGGCUAAUGGCAAACGUUAUUGUAAUUCUUCACCAUUAUGUUACUUAAACCCUUGUCUAUUUUAUGAUUCUUUUUGGUGAAGGGUAUUGUUUCCAGACAGAUCAGUGGAUGUCCUUUGAAAGACAAGAAAAUGUCUCAAAUUGUGACGCUGUCAACUUCAGAUUGAGAUUAAACUGAAUAUUGUUAUUGGGCAGAGCUCCAGAGAGCCUUCACUGGGUUGAAGCUGCUUUUUGCCAGAGCCAUCACUACUGUAAUCUCCUCAAUAAGCCCUGCUCUGCAUCUCCAAACUUUUCCUUUUUAGUGAAACUGGCAGCCUUAUGUUACUGUGGCCCUACUGAGCAUGUGCCAAUACAGCUCAGGGCAAUAGCACCAAGAGACAGCACUUGCUCUGAGUCCACCCUACUGAACGCACUGAGACAAGAUUGCUUUUUUGUGUCUUUUUUAAAAAAAAGUUUGUUUAUUUGUUAUAUUUUCAUGAUUUUGUUAUGUUGCUGGGUAGUUAAAGCUUUUAAAAAUAACCAAUCUUUGUAUUUGUUUAGAAAAUUGGACUGGUUUUGUGAAUAAAGAGGAAUGCAUGUAUCCGUGUCAAAAUUGAAAGUUUUGAUGUUUGUCCAAUUGUCUGUUUGCAUGUUUUUUUAACAGUUGUUUUGACUGACAGAAAUACUAAGCGUACGUUUUUUCACAGAUAAAGAGACAUGUUACCUUUUAUAAUUGGAUGCUAUGAGGAUUUUUUUUCCCCAGCAGAACACAUUAAAACUAAAUCAGUUGGUGGUAUGGAUCGCUAUGAUGUCCUUGAUUUGACUGAGAUCUCUGUCCCUGCUGAUGUAAUAUCUUCCUAUAGAGGUGCGAUGGAGCCUUGUAAUGCUAAAUUGUAACCAAAAAUAAUUUAAAAGAUGUUUGAUUAAGAACUAUAAAUGGAUGGAUUGUUUCUUCAGAGUCCAUGGAACCUUCCCAAAAAACGCACCGAAAGCUUUCAUU